UCCGGGGCAAGGCCCUGCCAGCGCUCGCAUCAGCCCCGGUGCCCUGCGCCCCUCCGGACACCCCGGCAGCAGCGAGACCUCGGGCCGGGCUGCUCCGCCCGGCUCCGGGAGAGGGAACGCGGCCGGCCCCGCCGGGAAGCCCUAAUCAAGCUUCUCCAGCCCCACUGUGUCACCUACUCCUCAGCAGUGGUCAGUGGCCUCUUGUAGAAGUCCUGGAAGAAGCCUUUUCCUACAGCCCUCCUCAAUUUUCUGAGGAAGGGCCAUGUCUGCCUUUGAUCAGAGGAACCAGAGCAUGCAGCACACUGAGCCUGAGACAGACUACGUCAUCCCUCGGGUGAAGCCAAGGGGUGAGAUGUUUGUCUUUGCUGAUGGGAAAUGGGUGAAGGACAUCCCACCCUUUCCUUCUCACCAGAAACUCUUUAGCAAGAAGGCACAGAAUGAAUGGAGCAUCUGGGAGGAGAACAGAGCACUCUGGCAGGAAAACCAAGUCCUCUGGAUGAAAAUUAGAAUGCUCUGGGAAGAAAACAAGGCCCUACAAUAUCUCCAGUCACAGAAGAAAUCUGUCCAGGUAAUUUACACAGAUGCUACUCAGCAAAGCCUCAAGAACAAAAAUAAGCCAUUUCCACUCUUCCAAGAAAGGAACACAGGCUUUCAGCUCAGCCUGGACAACAAAGCUCUCCAGGCAGUCCAGGAAAAGUAUAAAAUCUUUCAGGAUUUCCAGCAGGAGAAUAAAGUACUCCCUGUUUCCUGGAAAGACCAAAAAGCCAUCACAGUCCAUGAAGAGAGCAAAGGUGCCAGCUCAGAUCUUCAGAAGAACACUGACACCACUGCAGCUGUGGGAAAGGGUAACCCUGGCCCAGCCCCCCAGCAGAAACAUGAGGGUAAAAGGAAGAGCACUACUCCAACUCAGAAUAAGAUCGAGUCUGCCCCAAGUACGCCGGGAGAGCAUGAAAUCCUCCAGGUUCUCCAGGACUUAUAUGAGCUCCUCCACACCUUUCUGAAAGUGAACCACCCUCCUGGGGAAAAACAAUGCUGUCACAAUCUCCAUGAUGUGAACAGAUCCUUCCAAGAAGAUUACAAUAAACUGAAGCUGCAGCUGAAUGCUGUGAAAAACACUGUGUCAGACAUUACAGCUCAAAUGGAUAUACUAGAAAAGGAGAUCAUUGCCAUCACUUCCCCAGUGGAUGAAGAAGCAGGGCAGGAGCUGGCAGCUGAGCAUCAGCUUGGAGGCAUGUGAAGCUUGGGGCUAAGGACUGCUGGUUCAGUUCCCAGAAAACUUCUCUCCUUUUUCCAGGAAACCUAAUAAAAUCCCAAGAGCCUGAAGACAUCUGGGGAACAUCAUGUCUUUCUAAAACUUUCUUGCACUACUUAGAUUCACCUUCUAGUUAUAUGGUGUAGGUGACUGUCAUGAAUUUGCCUAGUGUCAGGAAUCAUGUUUUUCAGCAUUUUUUUCAAAGUUUCUGAUAAUAAGGCCCAGAUUUUCAGAAUGUAAUUGCUUGAGGAUCUCAACGCUGAUUACAGUGUGCCAGCUUGCAGUGCGAGGACAUACUCAGAGUCUCUGCUAAAAAACGUUGAUUAAUAAAGGAGGAUUUCUCCUCCCAGACAUCAUGGUAGGAGCCACAGGAGAGAAUGGAGCAGGCAGCAGGACUUCUCCUGCACAGAGCAGUGAGGUCCCUCUUGAUUUCUUGGGUAGUCAGAUAAAGCAGUUUUUAGCUGCCUCAGAGCAGGAAAGUAGGUUGUCAAAAGAAGCAUUUUGCUGGCUGUUCCAUGGCUGAAGCCAGUAUUUAGAAGGGCAUCUACUCACACUAUGAUGGACAAGCCAGUCUCCAGUGAUCUGCUGACACUUCGAAGAAGAUGAGAAUCUUUUGAUCUGCUCAGGUUUGAAAUUCUGGUCUAGUCUCAAUUGUGUGACCAGAGUGGCUGGAAAUGUAUUUCCUCUGUCUUGGACAGUCUGGACACAGUGCACUUUGUCACAAUCUUUCAGGCAGAAUAUGGAAGCCUUUAAGUAAUCUGACAAGACAAAUUCAGGGAGACUUUUGCAGAGCAAUUGAAGUACUGUAAAGCAAAGGAGAGGUUACAGUGAGGUUUAUCUACUGCAACCCCAAAAGGACCCCAAAAGCAUGUUUUCACUUCAGUUUAAAAGUCUGUAAGUGAUUUGACACCGAAUUACCUAAAGCAUGAAUUAUCUUUCACCUUGUAUUUCACUCAGACAACACCAUGCCAACUCCAAGUGAUGACUGUUUACAUCAGAGGCUUAAAACAACAGGUAUUUUCUUCUGCUGUGUGAGCUUUGGGAUGCUGAGACAAAUCUCUCGUGCAUGAAGUUAAAUGGCUCUCACUGGUGCAGGUACAGCUGCAUCUGCAAAGAUCAGGUGAGAAGAAGAGGAACAAUGCUCAUUAAUAGAUAGAUGUGCAGACAGAAAACUGCUCCUGCUUAAUGACUGUGUCACAGCUAUUAAUAGAUAAAUGCCUCAGCACUGUGCUGGGGAACACGUUCAUGUUCUGUGCCUUCAGACGUGCUGCUUUGCUCUUUGCUGGCUCCCUCACCAGGUUUGAACAUAAUGUUUGGUAAGAGGGAGAAACAGGACUAUGAAGUCCCUGAUGCAGAGGUUCAGAGGAGGGUAGCAGCAGUAAAAAUCUCUGAUCAUGUGUUCAUAUCUUAACAAACUAAUUUGUGUCCCAUUAGAAGAAAUAACCUGCUCUUUUGCCAGUGGUCAGAAUACUGACUCCUGCCAUGUCCCUAUACAUGGGCAAGAAAGACACUUGGGAGUGCCUCUUUCCACCAGGUGUUUGGUAGGAGUCAUCUCAUCUAAUGUCAGGUGUCCAUCCAGGACAGGACAUCCAGAUCUCAGCUAGUCUCCCUGGACUUCCUUUCAGUCCUGUAGGAUGGAAUGGGCACGUUCAGGCUGUGAUUAAUCUGGCUCCUAUUAGACUAAAAGUAGGCUGUGACACCAGCUGGAGUCCCUUGUUUCUCUCUGUUGCCUCUAUAAUUACUUCAAGGACAAUUAACUCCAACUUAGACAUUUGGUUUUGAGCUCUCUGAUUGAGAAACUUGGCAGAUCCAGUCAGAGGAGAUGCUUCAUCAAGGGGUGAAGUGGCACAAGCUUGGGAGUGUGUCCCAGUCCCUGGCUUUGCUUUCUGUGAGAUGCCUUCAUUAAACAGCUGACUCAGAUCUUUCUAUUGUGUGUAAAAAUUAUCACUUUGUGAAUAAAAUUGAGUUAGUUUGGGCAGAGCUUAAAUAUCAUGCACACAUGUACGAUCCUAAGGGGAGCACACUACUUCUCCUGAAUGCCAGUGAAUGUUUCUGGAAGGAAUUAUGUUUUGUGAGUCCUCUGCAUUUUGAUCUCUUCUUUGGAUCUUUGAUCUUCCAGGCUAUAAAAAAGUCUAUACCUGGUAUGCAUUUUUUGGCAUCUCUCACCGAGAAGCUGGAUUUCUCAUUCCUUCAAGUUUUCUGAAGUCUGUCAAGUGAGAUGACAAUGUCCAAAAAAGACUGCCCAGCACUUAAUCUUGCAGAGGACUCUGUGCUAUUCAAACUUUCUAUCCUGGUUCAGGGCAAAUUUGGAGGGCAAACCUCCAAAGGGAUCCCUCUAGAAUGUAAAUUCAAGCUGCCACCCCUUCUCCCACCAGUUUGGGAGAGAUAAAUCUCCUUCGAGAAAAAUGGAAAAAACUGUUUAUUUAACAAACAAAACACACACAAACGUGGAAAAUUUAAUAAUACUAAACAGUGGAACCUCUCACUCUUCUGAAGAGAGGGCAAAUUCAGAGAUAGAGUCCUUUUGUGGGAUGUAGCUCAACUCAGUCUCUUAUCAGUCCCUCCUGCACUGGAAAAUGCCAUGUCCCAGGCCCUGGAGAGCCACAGGUGUGAGCUCCCUGUGGUUUUCUGGGUUUUCAGUCCAGAGCAGGGAUGAACAGCUCCAAGAAAAAGAAAAAAACAGCCAGAGAAGAAGGGAACUUCUCUGUCUAAGCUGGAUAAAAAACAAAAAGCAAAGGAGAGCUCCCUCCCACUGUACACUCUGCAGAAAACACAGUCCAUGAGACGGAAUGAGGGGGAGCCAGUGCAGUUUCUGAAAACAAACUGUGCACAUCUUCUCUGCCCUUUGCUCUUGGGACCAGUCUUAAAGGUGCAGAACUUGAUAUCCAGCGUAAACAGAACAGACAGUUGGGGAUACAAGCACCAUAAAGUCACCCUGGGACACUCACAAUCCCAGAAGGUACCAAAUCUUCAGCCUGUGCUUAUUUUAUUAUUUUUUAUUAUGGUUACUAACCAGAGUGAGUUGAUGACAACACUGAGGAUCAUUUCUGGGUGGUGCUGGAAAGGCAAAUGAUCACGAGCAUUGCUCGAUCUGUUAAUGCUAAGGGCACAGAUGGUGACAUCUGACUGAGUGGCUUGCAGAGUGCCACAGGACUUGAGGAUAGUCCCAAGCACUGCUCAUUUUCUGCAUUGUUCCAUGUCCCCAGCCAGUGCCAUUUACCAGUUCAGAGGGGCCAUCCUACAGGUCUCCAUCUCUAGAGUGUGUGAGAACGGUUGGACUGACAGCUUUUGCACACUAUUUCAGGUACAAAUGGAAGAAAAGUGCAACAGCAGGCAUCUACAGGAAUAACUUAUUAAUUGUCAUAAAAUUUAGGUAGGUUUGGGAAAUAAUAGAGUAAGUUUAAUACAGUUUUUUAGUCUGCUCACUGGUUUACAAGUCCCUGGAAACUGGUGACUAUUCAAGCUUGAAAUGGAUAGAUGUCAUUCUUACAGUGAAUCAUUUACCUUUUGCAGAGAGAUAAACUUUCUGUCUCUCUCAUUGUUGCUGAUUAGAUCCUUAUUUUUUACUACUCAUUUAUCAGUACUAUUUUUGGAAAGCUGGAUUUUUUGGCAAGGUCACUUCUUACUUCCCUGUAAAUUGGAUUAUUGCCUCUAGCUGGGCUCUGUGGAAAUGCUGACUUUCUUGUUCCCAUUUCUUACUAGACAGUCUAAUACAUCUGGGUUUAUGCUGUCUUCAUAGAACACCCACCCCGGCCUUUUGUGCUCAUCUCAGCAGCCCCACCACAUCCUCUCAUUCCUAAAUUGUAAUUUUAGACAUUUUUUCAAAGUAUUAUGAGCUUCCUUGAGCCCUGGCUUGCUCCUGUUAUCUGCUGGAGACUGUUUUCCCAGACUUUUGCUUGUGGGUUCAUGAAGCUGAGGAUGUACUACAAAAGCUGUUGUGCUGGCCAAGAGCCAUGCUCUCCAUAGUGGUGCAGACUGUUUGUUGGUAUUCUCAGCAGCCCAAUUUGUUCUUUCCCAGCCAAUUCCCAGCCAAUUCCAGUUUAGCUCAGAAUUAGACAUACGUGUACAUUUGAAUGCAGGAUAUAGUCAAAGUCUUUUACUCAACUUUUGUGCUGAACCUGGACUAGUCACCUUGUUUUUUUGACAUCCAGUUUGAGCAUAGACUACUCAAAAUAUUCCUGCAGUGAUGUGCGAACAAGAUGGGGAGUAACUUGUCAGGUAAGUUUCAUAAAGAAAUUCUUUCUUCCAAUGGCUGUUUGCUGGUUUUAAAGCAGAAAGUUUUAAAACUUCACCACGUUUUCCAAAGUGGUAUUCAUCUCACCUGGGUGGAGACACUUAAAUGAAAGCAGUAACAGAGACGUGUGGCCACCUGAUGUCCCUUGUGCAGCUGGUGGAGGUAGGCAGGAUUGCCAGAGAGGACAGGUCUUUCCCUGACAACUGCAGAGAGCCUGGAGUGGCCAAGAUUAGGUGGGGAGAGUUGAGGCCUGGGAGAUGGUCACAUCACUUGACGAAUGGUUGGCAGAGAGCUUUGGAUGGAGAUAAGGGAAAAGAAAAGGAGUUUAUGACAAUAAGGGACAGGCAAUUUUGGAGGAACACUAGGAUGUUGUGAGGUUAUACAGGGAGAAAAUUAAAAAGGUCACAUCCCAAAUAAAACGUAGUCUGUUUACUAUUGUAAAAAAGUGUUUCUAUAAAUUGGUCAGCAAGAAGGCUGAGGAGAAUCUUGACCCUUAAGUGGGGGGAAACAUUGUCACAAAGCAUGAAGAAAAGACCUUAACGCCAUCUUUGCCUCUGGUUUUAGCAGUAGGAUCAGCUGUUCUCAGGGUACCCAGCCCUCUGAGGAGGAAGAGAGGAGCAGGGAGCAGAAUGAAGCCCCCAUCAUCCAAGGGUGGAUGGUCAGUACCUGCCUCUUCACUCAGACACACACAGGCACAUGAGGCCAGUUGGGAUCCACCCAAGGAUACGGAGGGAGCUGGUGGAAGUGCUCACCAAGGCACUCCCCACCAUUUACCAGCAGUCCUGGCUAACUGUGAGCCAACUCUCUAACCUCCAGUCAACUGGAAGGUGCGUCUGGGGAACUACAGGCCCUGACCUCAGUACUGGAAAAGGUUAUGGAGCAGAUCCUGGAGUGUCGUCACAUGACACAUGCAGAACAACCAGGAGAUCAGGCCCAGCCAGGACAGGUUUGUGAAAAGCAUGUCCUGCUUGACCAGCCUGACCUCCUUCUGUGACAAGGUGACCUGCUUAAUAGCUGAGGGAAAGGCUGUUGUCUAUGUUGAUUUUAGUAAAGACUUUGACACAGUUUUACACAACAUUCUCCUGGAGAAACUGGCUGUUCACAGCUUGGGUGGGUGCUAGGUUAUAAACUGAUUGGGUGGCCAGGCUCAGAGAGCUGUGGGGAAUGAGAAAUAUCCAGCUGGUGGCCAGUCACUAGAGAUGUCCCCAGGGCUCAGUGUGGGGCUGGUUCUGUUUAAUAUCUUCACUGAUGAUCUGGAUGAGGGUACAGAGUGCACCCUCAGUCAGUUUGCAGAUGAUACCAAGCUGGGUGGGAGUGUUGAUCUGCUGGAAGGCAGGAAGGCUCCGCAGAAGGAUCUGAACAGGCUGCAUCAAUGGGCUGAGGCCAAUUGUAUGAGGUUCAACAAGGAAAAAUUCUCCACAUGGGUCAGAACAACCCCAUGCAGCCCUACAGCCAUUCAUGCAGCCUCAGAAUUAGGGAUUAGGCACCAAGCAAGUUCUUGGUGUUGCUUCUGAGGCUUCUGUCCUGUGCCAAAACUCCAGCUGAGCUGAGCGUCAGCAGGGCAGAGGGUUGUAGGUAGAUUGCACAAACAGUACAAGCAAAUCUCUCCUAAUUUGUUGCAAAUUCAUACCUUUUGGGUUUUCAGCCCUUCUAUGACUCUGAUUUCAUAGAUUUUUGUGCUUUUGGUGCAAAAUGUAAAAUCCCCAAACUUUCAAAUCAUCAGAAAAAUAUAAUUGGCAGAAAUGUUUUCUAAAUGCAAAUUGAACAUCUUCCUUUUGAUUGUGGGCUAUGCCAAAGCUCUAACAUACAUCUUUGAUCUUAUGGCAAUGUCUGGAGAAAUUAUGGGAUUCUAAUAUGGAAUAAUAGAUGCUCAUCAAGACUUCUAGCUUUAGGAAAUUGUUUAAUCUCCAUUCUCAGUGGCUGUUUCUUUGAUGCAGCUGUGACUGAAGGGUGCCAAGUGCUGGAAAACCAGCUCACCAGCUCAGAACAAAGCUGAUUAUGUAAAUCGUGCAUUAAGAUUCAGUUUCAAUUUAAUUUUAUUCUGUAAAUAAAUAUCUCAUUAACAUCCAUCUGUUAAAAGUCAGGUAAAACAUUUUCAAAAUCUCCAUUUCUGUGGCAGAUGUGACUGUACCAUAAAUAGCAAUGGUGUGCCAGUAUGAGGGUGUCAAAGUAUAAACUGUGAAGCAUGUUUUAAGAAGUAAUAA
This is a messenger RNA of Prinia subflava (tawny-flanked prinia), 7690 nucleotides long. It is a transcript of the gene CBY2, whose product is annotated as chibby family member 2. The transcript is spliced from 2 exons. Lineage: Eukaryota; Metazoa; Chordata; Aves; Passeriformes; Cisticolidae. The coding region runs from base 263 to 1237 and encodes 324 amino acids. The record is from RefSeq and is a predicted model, not a curated record.